CGAACGUUGUCCCGUGUCAGCAUCUCUGAAAAGCGGCAACUCCAACUCUGGGCGUUCUACCAAAUGUUUGAAGCGGCAAGGAACGAGUGCUUCGUCUGGCAGGUUUUGGUUUCCUGAUGCAGACACACCAUGGCGGAUAGACUUCUGUUUGCGGAAGGUCAUAGAAGACGAAAUACUCCGCAGUGCAUCGGCCGAUGAUCUAAGCAAUGAUCCCACGGCGCACUCCGUACUCGGUAGACUCUGGGCGAUUCCAGUUACAUGGGGAAGGGUGAAUGGGAUUCAGCAGACCCCGAAGAGCCAUCGUCAUGAGUCGCAAGCAGAGUGGUGUGUAAUAUGCCCACAGAUGGCACAGAGGACAUUAUGUUCGUCCCUCUGGACUUAACAUUGUUAUAAGUCCAUCAUGAUCGGACGUUGAUAAUGAUUGUGGUAGCCUCGAGUGAGAAGUCUUCAGCCUCGUCGGCUAGAAGAUUGCCCGGCGUCCUUACCUACAGCAGGCACUUUUAGGGAUUAUCGAAGGGACUCGAUCCAUGCUCAGGGUAUGAACAUAUAAAGCAGCAUUUCCCUUUCACCGCACUCGGGAUGCAUGUGAAGUGGCCAAGUCAAGCUCGGCUCCUGAUUCGGAAUACAUGCCGACGCUCGCCGUUGAGGCUGUCGCACUACCUGGUAAUCUUUUGGCCGACGACUAGCCCACGAGGCUCUCGAGGCUGUUCGUCGCAACAACAUAGAAAUUGAUGCUUUGACUCAUGUGAAACAAAUCACCAACAUCGCUAACAAGAUCCGAAUAACCUGAACAUACUGACAACUUGUACUGCAGCCGAAAAGGAUCAGAUAUAUCAUAUCGGGCCGAUAUCAUGAUAGCAACGAAACCUCGGAUACUCUUCUUCAAUCCAGUAAGACACGCGGUAGCCGCAUAUGAGGCGUUGUGUCGGGUCGCACAAUGUGAAGUGGUGACUAGUAAGUCGCGGAAGGAAUUCUUUGGGGAUGUUCGCAACAAAUAUCACAAUGUGGAAGCGAUUUAUAGGACUUCUGCAAGCGGUGCGGUCGCCGGGAAUUUCGACAAGGAGUUCAUUGAUCAACUCCCACCAACGUUAAAGUUCAUCUGCCACAAUGGAGCAGGAUAUGAUCAAAUUGAUGUGGAUGCAUGUGCAAUACGGAACAUCACCGUCACCUAUGCACCUGACCCUGUGACCAAUGCUACUGCAGACCUCGCCAUAUUCUUGCUCCUUGGAGCACUGAGACAAUUAAACCCGGCCAUCAAUAGCAUUCACAAGGGUAACUUCAAAAGGGGAGUUGACUUUGGACAUGACCCUCAGGGGAAGACAUUGGGUAUCCUUGGAAUGGGCCGUGUCGGCAAGGCAGUCGUGCAAAGGGCUCGACCUUUCGGCAUGAAUGCAAUUUACCACAAUCGGAGAGAACUUCCAACUGAUCAGGCUGAUGGAGCAAUAUACGUCUCCUUCGACCAGUUGCUGUCCGACAGCGACGUUAUUUCCGUCCACGUGCCACUGACCAAAGGUACAACACAUCUUAUCGGCAAAGAGCAGAUCGCAAAGAUGAGACCUGGUGUUGUCAUUGUCAACACCGCUCGAGGUGCAAUUAUCGACGAGGCCGCUAUGGCGGAAGCGCUGGACGCCGGAAAGGUUGCAGCAGUUGGUCUGGAUGUGUACGAAAGGGAGCCCCAAGUCGAUGAAAGACUGUUGAAGAAUGAGCGUGCUCUGCUGAUUCCACAUCUCGGCACACAUACAACAGAGACCUUGGCCAAAAUGGAGACGCUGGCGAUGGAGAACGCCCGUCGUGGUGUUCUAGGGGAAGAGCUUUUGACCAUAGUCCCAGAGCAACUGCCACCAAGAUAGAUUCGCACAUCGCAGAAUGUUGCUUAGAUCAGAGUCACAGAAUGCCUCUUUUCUGCCAGACUUCCUCUAGCUCAACGAGGAAUGAAAGUUCCUCUCCGGAAUAUAUCGCCUGGUAUCUGUGUUGCAGGUCUUGUCGUAUCACAGCGACAUCUUCGGGUGAAUCGACAGCAUAGCCAAAAACAAGAGCCGGCCACGAGCCGAGAUAGCACUUUGACCAGUCUUCUUUGAUCCGAGGGCAUUGCAUUAUCUGCAGUGCCCUGCUCAACUGCCACGACUUUCC
Molecule: messenger RNA, 2130 nt
Organism: Exophiala oligosperma
Lineage: Eukaryota; Fungi; Ascomycota; Eurotiomycetes; Chaetothyriales; Herpotrichiellaceae
Exons: 2
Coding region: 852-1850 (332 amino acids)
Cellular component (GO): cytosol
Molecular function (GO): glyoxylate reductase (NADPH) activity; hydroxypyruvate reductase [NAD(P)H] activity; NAD binding
Source: RefSeq, a predicted model, not a curated record